Molecule: messenger RNA, 3312 nt
Organism: Sciurus carolinensis (gray squirrel)
Lineage: Eukaryota; Metazoa; Chordata; Mammalia; Rodentia; Sciuridae
Gene: Lrrc2
Product: leucine rich repeat containing 2
Exons: 9
Coding region: 174-1289 (371 amino acids)
Molecular function (GO): protein binding
Source: RefSeq, a predicted model, not a curated record
CUUACAAAUAUAGCCUGUUAGCGCACAGGCCCGGGAGCCUCCGGGCAGCGUGGGCCCUUCCGUUCAGGGUGUUGCUCGCGGGUGUAAACAGCCUUGAAGCGGGAUCGGCGCAGCGGCCAGACCAGGGACUGUCAGCGCCACCCGCACCCGGGAGGUAAUUUCAUGUGGCCACAAUGGGACAUAAAGUGGUCGUGUUUGACAUUUCUGUUGUCAGAGCCUUGUGGGAAACUCGUGUCAAGAAGCACAAAGCUUGGCAGAAGAAGGAGGCGGAAAGGCUUGAGAAAAGCGCAUUGGAAAAGAUAAAGGAGGAGUGGAACUUCGUUGCCGAGUGCAGGAGGAAGGGGAUCCCCCAGGCUGAGUACUGCAAGAAUGGCUUCAUAGACACCAGCGUGAGGCUUCUGGAGAAGAUCGAGAGGAACUCGCUCUCCAGGCCCGGCUCACUUGCUAAGGACAGAGGCAAGCAGAGCAGCCCAUUUGUGCUGGAACUGUCGGGGGAGCACUGGACGGAGCUCCCCGACUCGUUGAAGGAGCAGACGCACCUGAAAGAAUGGCACAUACGCAAUACCCUGAUUGAAAUCAUUCCUACAUACAUCGAGCUCUUUCAAGCUAUGAGGAUUCUGGAUCUUCCCCAAAACCAAAUCUCGUGUCUUCCGGCUGAAAUUGGUUGUUUGAAGAACCUGAAAGAACUCAAUGUGAGUUUCAACCAUCUGAAGAGCAUUCCUCCAGAACUAGGAGACUGUGAAAAUCUAGAAAGACUGGAUUGUUCUGGAAAUCUGGAAUUAAUGGAGCUCCCAUUUGAACUCAGUAAUUUGAAGCAAGUUACAUUCGUAGAUAUCUCAGCAAACAAGUUUUCCAGUGUCCCGAUCUGUGUCCUGAGGAUGUCUAAUUUACAGUGGCUGGAUAUCAGCAACAAUAACCUGAAUGACUUGCCACAAGAUAUAGACAGGCUGGAAGAGCUGCAGAGCUUUCUCUUGUACAAGAACAAGUUGACCUAUCUCCCGUACUCGAUGCUGAACCUCAAGAAGCUCACCUUGCUGGUCGUCAGUGGGGACCAUUUGGUGGAGCUGCCAACUGCCCUUUGUGACUCCUCCACGCCAUUAAAAUUCAUAAGCCUGAUGGAUAAUCCUCUUGAUAAGAACCAGUGUCAAGAUGGCGAUGAGAUAAUGGAAAGCGAACAGGAAUGCCGGCAUUUUGAUAAAGAAUUUAUGAAGGCCUAUAUUGAAGAUCUUAAAGAAAGAGAAUCUGUUCCUAGCUAUACCACCAAGGUAUCUUUUAGCCUUCAACUUUAACAUCAUCCAUCAGAAGAUUGCAAGAUCUUACCAUCCUGUGGAACUUUACCACUUUGUGUAUAGGUCAUGUCACAUGCCAAUCGUAGGCUGUGUUUUAGGACAAAGUCUAUUAACCACUGUCAUAGUUGUUAAGAAAAACAAUUUUCCAAUUUCAAAUAUUUGAAUAUGUCCCUCUGCAGGCUUGAGAAUUGAUAAAGUAGUUUAUAUAUUGAUAUUUAUAGGUUCAUUUGCAUAAACUUGUUUCCAAAUAAUGCACAUUUAAUAUUAUAGAAAAUGUUUUCUUUUAAAAAAUUCUAACUUAAUGACCAAAUUCUGACACUGAAUGCACUGUUUUCAGAAAUCAGGAGCUAAAGGAUUGUGAAGAGCUGUCAUAUUGGACGAGUCAGAAAUGUUUUGAAAAUGUGUAAUACAUUCUUUCUUUUACUGAGAAUAAUGUUCCUUGGGUUUAAAUGAACCGUUACUUCCAUGAUGUUUUAAAUUAUAUUUUGGCAAGAUUAUCUGAAGCUCUGUUUUGGCUCUUAGAAGAGACCAAGGGUGUGACUUGGGCCUUGAGGGUGGAGAGCUGCCCGUGCGUGGGGUUCCAGACACUCAGAUGGGGUGUGGCUAUCCCUCUAGGAGGAGCUGUGGGCCCUGCCGGGUGGGAAGCUUUGAAUGGCCUGCCUGGACAGCAGCCAUCUUCCCUGAGUGGUCACCUUCACCUUGGGAGUCCUGGGACCUACCUGAGAACAAAGAGCAGAGGUAUGCCCUCAGGGGUCUUUCCUCCCAGGGAGGUCACUUAGAGUUAGGGAGAUGAGCUGAGUCCCCAGCAAGGUUUCCCUGUGGGUACUGAAGGGGAGCUCCAUCCACAGUGACCAUGGCCCAGGGGCCCACAGAACUGUAUAUCAUAUCUCAAAGGCGGGAUUCACUUCAGGGCUUUGGGAUCUUAGGUCACAUCACAUGAUUUGGAUAAAGCGUACCAAGUUCCUGUUUUUAUACCAUUGUCUUAGGCUAAGAUAAACAGGAUGUGACUGAUUGUCUUGAAAAUAAGCUAAGUCAGUAGCUUUUGUGAUUAAGAAGGAAAAUGUGCACACAUUCACUUUAUGCUGUAGUCGGGUGCUGUCCAGUAUAACUUUCCCAGUGAAAGAAAUGUUCUGUCUUUGUCGUCCAACACAGUAACUGCCAGACACAGGGUUUGUGAACACUAGAAUCAUGGCUGAUGUAAUUCAAGGACUAAAUGUGAAGUGAAAUUUAAUUCAUAUAGUCACAAGUAGCUGCCCUCUGGGACAAUAAGUAUAGCCAGUUGGAGUUUUUGGAAGUUAAUCUGGGGCAGAAAUGAAAGGUGAUUUUUGUUUUUCUUACCUACAGAGCUAAUCUGUUCUCAGAGGCAUGCAGUUCAAAAAGGUUACUUUCGACACCUCAGUUUUUUGUUCCAGCCAAUAUUUUGGACAGGUUCAAAUAUUUAAUCUUCAUUAGAUAGAAAACAAGCAGAACGUUCUAAAACCACCUGGUAAUGCUUCAAUAGAGGGUUGUUCCAACUUAAAAACAAACUCUGAGAGGUUUAAAAGAUGAAAAGGGUAGGAAAAUGAGAAAUCGCUUUCAUUGAACCUUAAACAAUCAUAUUUUUCUUCUUAAGACUUUAAAAAUAUAAUUCAAAGUAUUGGUUGUGCUACUUGAAUGAUUUUGGAAUUUUAUCUCAUGCCAAGGUACAUGCUAUAUAUAGCCAAAUGGAAACUAUACUGGAAAAGAGGAGUGAACUCUGACACAGAUAGACUGUCUAUAAUUUACAUCAAUUUUAUUUCAUUCGCUAAAACCAGUCUUAUGUAAAACAUUGUCUUAGUGUGACAUAUAAAUAAAAGUGAAAAAAAAUGCACGUAUAUUUAUUUAUUUCAUGUUAUAUGAUACUCCAAAAAGAAGUAUGUUGAAUGUUUGUUAAGAUAUUACUUAAUUUAUUCAUAUCAGUGUAAAAAUGCAGAAAGUUCCAAAGGUAGAGAAUUCUUCUUAGUGGAAAUAUCUUAGAGAUUUAAAAUAAAAAAUUUACAUGAUC